Gadus morhua (Atlantic cod) is the source of this 3770-nucleotide messenger RNA. RefSeq names its product deltex 2, E3 ubiquitin ligase (gene dtx2). The coding region runs from base 363 to 2402 and encodes 679 amino acids. The transcript has 9 exons. Gene Ontology annotation, biological process: Notch signaling pathway; protein ubiquitination. Lineage: Eukaryota; Metazoa; Chordata; Actinopteri; Gadiformes; Gadidae. The record is from RefSeq and is a predicted model, not a curated record. Gene Ontology annotation, molecular function: zinc ion binding.
UGGGGAGAAGAAGGAUGCGACAGGAAAGGAAAACGAAGAAGAAGAAUAACAAGAGCAGGAAGAAGAACAUUGGCAACAACCUAUCAACUUCCAACCUUACUACAGCUGGGCUGCCUGUAAACGUAUUACGGUCAUUAGUCAACAUGCCUUUGGAUGUUCAUUGUGUCCGUGUGUUGUUUGUUGUGGACACUGCCAUCGCCACAGACGCAUGCAAAUGAAUUUAGAAUGGCUAUUUUUAACGAGCCGAGCUAGCUGUGCUAGCUAGCAGCUAUUAUCGCUAGACUUUGUCGUGGCAACGGAGGUAACUAGCUCGUUAUUGGAGUGAGUUAUUGUUAUCAAACGUUAAGCAAGCAAGUGUGAAUAUGGCUAUUGUCUCUGGAUCAUGUGUUCGAGUCAACGGGUCCCGAAGUGGGCCCUCUGUGUCAGCCUCGCCCGCUGGGACGGUGGGACAGUCCCAGCCCAUGAUAGCGGUGUGGGAAUGGCAGGAUGAUCUGGGCCACUGGCGGCCGUACAGCGGCCAGGUGAGCGGACACAUCGAGCGGAGUCUGACCCCCAGACAGGGCCCGAGCGGAGGGGGCCCCAGCCCCACCAGCAUCUGUCUCGGACAGUCAGACCCUACGCUGUCACCCUAUCUCAUAGACGUACCCAGCUUGAAGCAAUUUCGGCAAGACACAGGGAAAACGCGCUCUGUGCGGCGCUCCCUGUUCCCCCAGUCCUCCGGGCUGGGCAGCGGCGUCUACUGGGAGUGGGCCAACGACGAGGGUGGCUGGACGCCGUACGAGACGCGCACCUCCAUCCUGCUGGAGCACAGCUACCAGGCCCGGCAGGGCACGGCCGACCUCGGCCUGCACGGCUACAACUACAUCGUGGACCUCACGUCGCUGGCCCAGGUCAACAAGGCCAGCGGCUUCAGGCGGCAGGUGCGGCGCCAGUGCAGCCUGCCGUACCCGCUGGCCUCCGCCGGCCACGCGGCCGGCCCCUCGGGGCCCGCCUGCUCCUGCCACCAGUGCUUGAGCCACAGCAGCACCGGGCCGAUGCCCAGCCGCUCCCGCCACUCCCUGUCCUCCAACCAGCUCAACCGGCCCAGCCUCCAGGGGCCCGGGAGGGCCGUGGCGGCGCACCCGGCCUCCGUCUACUCCCCCUACCCGAGGAGACCCCUCUCCGUCGGGGGCUUGUCCUGGGGCAGCCCCUGGCCUCCGCCGUCCACCGGCGCACAGGCCUCUGGGCCGAUGCAAAGCAACUCCGGAAGUGUAAAUGGAUUGAGUGUCCCUGCAAUCCCUGUCCAGCUGAGCGGAUCCACCAGCAUGACCUCCGCCCUAGCAGGCAUGGCCUCCAUUUUGAUGUCCGCAGUGGGCCUGGGCGUGCACUUCACCGGCGCCCCCCUCCAUCACCAACAGCAGCCGCAGCAGCAGCAGCAGCCGCAGCAGCAGCAGCAGAUACAGCCGCAGCCACCCGCGCUCCUUCCUCUUCCUCCGCCCCUCCUGCCCCCAGGCGGCAGCAGCAGCACCGCCAGCACCACCAGCAGCAGCAGGCCUAGCAAGGCCCACAGCACCAGUGGCGGCGGCGGUGGUGGUGGUGGCGGCGGCGGCGGCGGUGGUGGUGGUGGUGGGGGUGGUAGCAGCGGCACCACCAGCAGCAGCAGCAGCAGUUCAGUUAGGAGAGCAAAGAGGCAGCACAGGAGAGCCUCCAGACCAGAAGACGUCAUUCAACGAUACAUGGAGCACCUACCCCUGGCCCCCGACGAGGACUGCAUUAUCUGCAUGGACCAUCUGUCCAGCCCCUCCAGCUAUGAGGCGGUGUCAUCAGAGGGCGGCGGCCCGUGCAUCCUGCCCGAGACCGUGGGCAAGUUCAUCACGUGCGGACAUGCCCUGCACAUGCUCUGCAUGCUGGCCAUGUACAACAAUGGAACCAAGGACGGCAGCCUCCAGUGUCCCUCAUGUAAGACGAUUUACGGCGAGAAGACGGGCACUCAGCCCAAGGGCAAGAUGGAGAUUUACAGCAUCGGCCAGGCCCUGCCAGGCCACCCCGACUGCGGCACCAUCCAGAUCAUCUACAGCAUUCUGCCGGGCCUCCAGGGCCCGGAGCACCCCAACCCUGGCCAGCCGUACACCUGCAGGGGCUUCCCGCGCUUCUGCUUCCUCCCGGACAACGACAAGGGCCGCAAGGUGCUGGAGCUGCUAAAGGUGGCGUGGAUGCGGCGGCUGAUCUUCACGGUGGGCACGUCGAGCACCACAGGCGAGCCCGACACGGUGGUGUGGAACGAGAUCCACCACAAGACGGAGAUGAUGUCCAACCUGUCGGGCCACGGCUACCCGGACCCCAACUACCUGGACAACGUGCUCUCGGAGCUGGCCUCUCAGGGCGUCAACGAGGCUUCCCUCAAACACCCGGGCGGCAGCUAGGUCCGGAAGGACCCGCCGCACCCCCAGCCCCCCCACCCCCUCUCCUUCUCCAUUCGUGGACCACUAAGACUGAACCGCUCCCUCCCCCGACCCCUGAUCACUGUUGACUGUUUCCCGGGUUCAACCUCAAUAAACGGCAAAACGAAUGAAGUGGCUUCGAUGACCAUCCAACGGCACGGAGCCGUCGGGUUUAAACUGCGUUAUAGUCUGUUGUUGUCAUUGUUAGGAAAGGCGAGUUAAGGCUCUGCAGACUACGCAAAAUCUUCUGGAGGAUCCUGUUGUGAGCUACCAGACGACGGUGGUCAAACCUCCCCCCCCCCCCCCUCCCGAAGUCUUGAUUCCCCCCCAGAACAGUGAACGGCGAGAGAUCCUCAUGGAGCACCAACCCUUGGUUAUCUAUAUUUCAGUUUUUCUUGUACUCCACCAAGUGUGGAAAAAGAGGAAAAAGGUAAACGUGGAUGCAUUCAAUGCUACUGGCUACGGAGGAUAUUUAGGAUUUAUUAUCUUGUCCGUUUUUUUUUUUUUUUUCAUCGAGAGUCUCUCGUGUAUACCGGCGUCAUGAAAAUGGCAGCUUAUGUGGGAGAUUAAAAGAUCUCAUUGAGCACUUUAGUUCUCGCAGUGCAACUAAGUAACAUGGUUAGCUUUUCUUUGAAUGGUUUGGGGGUUUCUUAAUAGGUCAUUUAUGCAAUGAAAAAGAAAUGGAGUAUUUUGUUUAAACCUUUGUGUUUAGUGCAAGGGCACACAGAAAAAUCUAUUAAGUAAUGAGCGUAUGUUUAUAUAUGCCUAAUUAAUUGUCAAGGCAAUAUCUUUGUUGUAAAUGUUAACCCCAGUUAAAACAAGCCUUUGAUAAAAAGAAAAAAGACAAAUAAAUUAUGAAAAUUGAUCAUGUACUACACAAAUACCACUAGAGGAAAAUGCAUUAAUUAUGUAUUGUUCUCACUAUUGUGUGAUUAAUCACUCAUUGAUGACAUUAUGGGGGUUAUUCUUUCUGUAAAACCAAUAUCUGGCAGAGUUGCCAUUCACAAUUAAUGGGUUCUGCCCAGACACGUGGACUGUGUUUUAGUCCGAGGGGACCAGAUGGGACGAAACGUCAGUUGUAUCGACAGAGCCUCGGCUAUGUGAACGACACGUUGUGACAAUCAAGACAAAAAAAAGCUCUUACUCAGACAAAAAGCAAAUGUAUAUUGAACACCAAUGUCUUGUUCACGGCUGGCCCACUGCUGCCUGCUCAUCUGAUUGUUAGCCUGUGUUAAUCCUGCCUGUGACACAUUGCAGCAUUGUCAAACUGAGUCUUGAGAUGUAUGCAAACCAAGUAUGAUUUUAGGGGUAAAAAUUGAUUUCUGCAAUAAAGAACGUAAACUGUAAAAA